This is a messenger RNA of Botrytis fragariae, 1134 nucleotides long. RefSeq names its product putative transcriptional activator hac1 protein. Gene Ontology annotation, biological process: positive regulation of transcription by RNA polymerase II. Gene Ontology annotation, molecular function: DNA-binding transcription factor activity, RNA polymerase II-specific. The transcript has 4 exons. The coding region runs from base 1 to 1134 and encodes 377 amino acids. NCBI's taxonomy places the organism in Eukaryota, Fungi, Ascomycota, Leotiomycetes, Helotiales, Sclerotiniaceae. The record is from RefSeq and is a predicted model, not a curated record.
AUGUCGACUCCAAACUUAAAAUUUGAGUUAUCACCAGCAGAAUCGAUCGCCGAAUCAUUCACUUCAAUACCUGGUCAACAAUACCCUUCAUUAUUUCACACCGAAGGAAGUAUGGAGCCACUACAAGCUAUGACUCCACAAUCUUUUGAUGGUGACAGUAUGUUUGGGGAUGAUAUGGGUGAGGAUAUGGGUUUAACUGGAAGUCUUGCUGGUACACCUGCCCCAGAAAAGAAACAAGUCAAGAAGAGAAAGUCUUGGGGUCAACAAUUACCUGAACCAAAGACCAAUCUCCCUCCAAGAAAACGAGCAAAGACAGAAGAUGAAAAGGAACAACGUCGAGUUGAAAGAGUUCUUCGAAAUCGUCGAGCUGCUCAGACGUCAAGGGAAAGAAAGAGACAAGAAGUUGAUAAUCUUCAAGCAGAAAAAGAUCAAAUCGAACGUAGAAAUACCGAUUUGCAAUUACAAUUGGCGGAUAUGCAAGCUAGAUACGAAGAAGUUCGUCGAAAGCUAGAAGAAGUCACCGGUAUGGCUGGCGAAAAUAUUACACCAGCAUGCCUUCCUCCUUCAUCUGUUACUUCAACUCCAAGUCGAAAAGAAAAGUCUGGAUCAAUAAUGACACCAAUUAGAGAUAGUCACAAUACCAUGCAAUCAGCAAUUGGUACUGUUGAUCUAGCUUCCGUUUCACCACCACCACCUUCAAUGGAAUCAAAUGACGAGGACUCAUUCAACCCCAGUUCUUUCGUGUCAACCGAAAGCACAAGGGCAUUGGAUGAGUACCCCUCGGAAUAUUCUAAUUUCACGGGUUUUGGUCAGUACGCUAUGGGUUCAAAUGAUGACUUCACCAGUCAUCUCGAAUAUCCUGAUUCCCUUGGUGCAGAUCAAACUUUCUUUAAUGAACGGAUCGGUCCUAUCGUCGACGCCUUCACUAAUAACUUUGAUAAUUUGGCUACUGACAACAACGGCGCCACUAACGAUGCCUUAUUCGCGGACUUCAUUCACCAAGACGAGAUCACACCAUCUGCGCCCGAAGUACACUCUUCGGAUUCGAUUGUUGAGGAGACUCUUAACCUGCAGUCCCAGCUUGGCGCGUCCUCUUCUGGAUGCGACGCUGGAGACAAUGCGGUUGUCGUCUAA